This is a messenger RNA of Populus euphratica (Euphrates poplar), 1705 nucleotides long. RefSeq lists its product as uncharacterized. Lineage: Eukaryota; Viridiplantae; Streptophyta; Magnoliopsida; Malpighiales; Salicaceae. Bases 398 to 1300 code for a protein of 300 amino acids. The transcript is spliced from 3 exons. The record is from RefSeq and is a predicted model, not a curated record.
UCCACAUCUGAAGCAUGUUUGGAAUAGGGAUCCACAAGGAAUUCUUUCCUUCGAUAACUUAUGUACUGUGCAUGUCCAGGGAUGUCCUGGUCUAAGAAGUCUCUUCCCUGCCUCUAUAGCCCUAAACCUUCUACAACUUGAAGAGCUUCUGAUAGUAAAUUGUGGAGUGGAGGAAAUUGUUGCUAAGGAUGAAGGACUAGAAGAAGGUCCUGAGUUUUUGUUUCCUAAAGUUACCUAUCUGCAUCUUGUGGAAGUACCAGAACUAAAGAGAUUCUAUCCAGGAAUACAUAAAUCAGAAUGGCCGAGGUUGAAAAAGUUUUGGGUGUAUCACUGUAACAAAAUUGAAAUAUUUCCUUCAGAAAUCAAGUGCUCUCACGAACCAUGCAGGGAGGACCACAUGGACAUCGAAGGUCAGCAGCCACUUCUGUCAUUUAGGAAGAUCUUCCCCAACUUGGAGGAUUUAUAUUUGGAAAGCAAGGAUGCAUCGGCAUUAUUGAGAAGCCUGUGUCCUCAAGACUUCUAUGACAAACUCAAAGUUCUCAAUCUGUUUUGCUUUCAUGAUGCACAUGCAACUUUUCCAAUUGAUCUCCUUCCAAGGUUCCCUAAAUUGGAAAAACUUAUUGCGGGAUGUAGUGAGUUCAAAGAGUUGCUCCCGUCUAGACUUGAUUGCAUGGAGAAGCAUGCAAGAGUUCUUUCACCGAUACGACACUUAGAGUUGAAAACUCUUCCUUGCCUAGAGCAUUUAUGGAAGAGCAAUUCCCAACUGGACCAAGCUCUGCAGACUCUUGAAACUCUUGUAGUACAGAAUUGCGGCAGUUUGAUUUAUUUAGCUCCAUCCCGUGCUUCUUUCCAAAAUCUAACAAAUUUGGAUGUGUGGAAUUGCAAAAGAUUAGUAAAAUUAGUGACAUCCACAACAGCUAAAAGUCUGGCGCAACUCACAAGAAUGAAAGUAGUGGGCUGCAGUAUGGUUACCGAAAUAGUAGCAAAUGAGGAAGAGGGAAUAAAAGAUGAGAUUGUCUUCAGCAAAUUAGAAAUAUUAGAGCUUCAUCGUUUACCAAGCCUAACUAGCUUUUGCUCAGAAAAACACAGCUUUGAUUUCCCAUCUCUGGUAGAAGUAACUGUCAGACAAUGUCCUGGGAUGAAGUUCUUCUCCAACGGAGCGCUGAGCACUCCCAAGCUGCGGAGAGUUAAAUUGACUGAAGAGGACAAGAAAGGAUUCUGGGUUGGAAAUCUUAACACCACAAUACAACAGUUGUCUACACAAACGAAAGCUCAAACUGGUGAAAGUUCAUCAUCGUAAAUGCUUGAGAUACUGCUUGCUCCACCGAUGUGUUCGAUCCCUGUGCAGCUCCUAGAGUUGGAAGUAAAAGGCUGUCCCAAGAUUGAAGAAAUUGUCACAAAUGAUUUACCAGGUGCGGUAGAUCUUCUGAGAGAACAAAAGGCAAAUGCAACUGAUGGGGCUACUGAACCAAGGAUGAUACAGGACAAGAAGAUUUGAAGAAAGAAACGGAGAGAAAGGAAGAAAGGAGGGAGAAGAAGAUGAGAGGAGCAGGAGAAGAGGAGAGGGAGGAGGAGAAAUCAAUGAUCUUCAUAUUUCAUCUUCAAAACUGUAAUGUAAUGUAAAAUACAAUACAUAUAAAUAGCAAAACUCUACCCAAACAUUGAUUUACAAUUACUAUAAAGAAAGGGUGUUUUCAUGUAAAAA